AUGUCCGCCCAACACCACGCGGUGGGUUUACAGCAGGCGCUGGAGUCGCGGGUGCCGUAUAAUUCCUUGAGUGCUCCACUGCGGCAGCGGGUGAGUGCGCAGGCGUAUCAACUGCACAGUGUUCACUUCGCCGUGAUGCGAUAUCACAGUUACGCUCGACUCCCCGAAUUUGUGCGGACUGCCCUCACAGAGGCGAAAUAUUAUGAAAUUAUGAUUAGUCAUCUACAUGAGAAACUGCAACUUUAUCCGUACUUGCAUAUUCGAAAAAUUGUAUACUAUACAAAGGAGACACCACUAAGUUAUUAUACAUCUAUGGUAGCCGAUUUACUCAAAACGGAACGUAGUUAUGAUACACUACCUAAUUUUACUGCUGUUGAUAUACUUAAUUGCAUUGGUAUUGGUCGUAAUCAAUACCUUGAGCUUACAAAGGAAGUAAGGAGCAAGUUACGCUGGCAUAUUAACCGACAAUAUGUUAAUACACAUUUACCAUCAGAAAUGCUCCCAUCUGUACCAUUACCACCAUUUUGGAAUAUUUUUGCUGUAGAGGUUUCAACAGAAACAUUAAAAAAGUCCUCUCUUAGUUCUGAUGACAUAAUGUUGUAUCGUCAAAUACUCAGACAAAACUCUUACAGUAAUAAUAUUAUUAAUAGUAAUAAUAAUAAUAACAAUAUUAUUAUUGGUGUUAAUAAUGAUAGUGGUAGUAAUCUUAGUGGUGGUACUAAUACUCGUAGUGGAGUAACUAGCAUGGUUACGACUAGUAAUAGUUUCAAUUAUAUUCAAUCAUCAUUAUCUUCUUAUGCUUGUGAAUGGCCACGUAUUCCACUUCAUCGCUUAUACUGUAAAGGAUUAAUUUGCGCAACAUUUACGGUAAAUUCAGAAGAUCAAAUUAUUGUUCCACCCCUUGAACGUUUUGUAAUGAAUCGUACUUCUGAUGAUCCUUGUGAGGUUUUAUUAUAUAGAAUUCUUGGAACUAUUGACAAUCGCACAUCCUUAAGUUGUCUUGCGCAGUUACUUAUGCUGGAUGAAGCGGAUGUCUGCGCUGCUGCACAUGUAUAUAUUAGACUAGGUCUCGCACAACCUAAAACGAUACGAAUUCCAGAAGAUCUCACACAUUCAAUGGAUCGUAUUCAUGAAAGUUGGCAUGAUAUUGUAAAAGAAUAUAUUCCUGAAGCACCUAAUACUUCUUCCGCAGCUUCAGUCGAACCAUCAGCAGAAGGUGAAUGUGGUUUGGUAGGAGAAGGUCCUAUUGUUAGUGGUAAUUGCAGUAAUAGCAGUAAUAAUAUCAUAGCUGGAGGUCAUCCAUCAAGACGAGUGGCAUUAUUGUACGACGCUACUCUUACAGGUUUUCUUAUGAUGACAAAUCUAAGUGCUGAUCCAACGUUUAAACAGCUUGCGGUUACUUUAUUUGAAAUAGGGAAGUUAUCAGAAGAAAUGAUUGGAAGUUUUAUUGAUAAACUGGAUCAAGUGAAUAAUUAUGCUGAAGACCAUCUCGGUGGUGAGGCGGUUAAAUACAUCCAUAGUGUUUUGUCACUCCGAGAAGUACUUAAAGCACUACGACGUGUUGUAGGUCCAGAUAAGGAGUGUGGUGUAGAUAUGCUUAAGGUUGAAUCUAUAAAUGAAUUAGAACCAACGACACGUUACUCUGUUCUUGGACGUAACUAUUGGGCAUAUUUUGUCACUUCACCCGUAUCAUAUGCACCACUUAUUGAUAUUGCGUUAAAUGGAGUAUAUGGAAGUACCGUAAGUCUUAUGCCAUCACCGUGGAUGACGCUUUAUCUCUAUACUGUAAUGGGAAAUGGACCACCAUGUAUGCUUCUUCCAAUUGGUGCUCGUCUAUUUUCGUGGCCACCGUUCCUACAAGAUACGGAAAAGAGUAUGGCAAAGUUACGGCUUGAACCACUUACAAUGGAUGCUGAAAUUACAUAUGUAGAUGCGGCUUCAUCUCUUAUUUUGGUGAAUGAGAUGACUUCAACAGCACCUAUGUUUGUACAACGUGUAGCUAAUUUACCUAUUGUUUCUGGAGAAACGAGUGGAUUUCUGAUGGAGUCAUCUGCAGAUUUUUCGAUUUCUGUAAUGGUACCAUUCACUGCCUCAGACGAUGAGGCGGUGGAACUCCUGCAGAUUGCUGUGAAGAAACAUAAACGAAUAGGAACGAUUAGUUUUGUAGAUGUUCAUGCAUGUGAAGGUAAAACAGCAGUGGCUCCUUUUUUGGAAUGCUUUCAAAAGGCGGUGGAAGCAUUACAUUUACAUGACUCUUUUGGAUGCUUUACCUUUCAAAUAUCUCUUCAAGAAAUUCUCUCAAAAAAAAUAAAAAGAAAGUCUACUUCCACCACUACCAGUACCACUACCAUUACCGAAACACCAACAGUAACAGCAACAAAUAGGAAUGUACCAACAACGGUGGUCGAAGAAUUUUCUCCACUACCUUCAACAUUAUCAUUAGAGACGAUGACAACACCUGUUGAUGCUAUAAAUUCUGUAAAAACAACAGAAACGAGAGAAACAUUAAAAACAGGAGAUGAUAAGGAAGAAUCUCCAGUUCUUCUUUAUUCUAUUAAUGAAGUAUUUAUUGUUGACAUUGGUUUAGGUAUUCCUUUAACAGAUCGACAUUGCUGUUCGCUGAUGGUGAAUCAUUUAGAAGGUCUCUUAAAUGAAGGUCGCAGCGAGCGACACAGUGAGGCGAUGCGGCGUCUCGCUAGUGACUUUGGAGAUUUUCUUGAGCGUUACUCACAGUUGACGCGAACAGAACGUGAAAAGAUGGCGUUGCAGUCUACCGCUAUAACUGGUCCUACAACGCAGAUGCAUAUUAGACGCCUAGGUGAAGGGGGUAAUGGGGGUGCACCAUUUCCAAGUGCGAUACUUCUUUUCGACGGCAAAACUCUUUCUCUCAUAGAUGACUGGAACCCUCUUACAGAGUUAUGGAGUGUCUAA
Trypanosoma theileri is the source of this 2931-nucleotide messenger RNA. RefSeq lists its product as uncharacterized. The coding region runs from base 1 to 2931 and encodes 976 amino acids. Lineage: Eukaryota; Euglenozoa; Kinetoplastea; Trypanosomatida; Trypanosomatidae. The transcript has a single exon. The record is from RefSeq and is a predicted model, not a curated record.